This is a messenger RNA of Capsella rubella, 1272 nucleotides long. RefSeq lists its product as uncharacterized. Bases 1 to 1272 code for a protein of 423 amino acids. The transcript has 3 exons. NCBI's taxonomy places the organism in Eukaryota, Viridiplantae, Streptophyta, Magnoliopsida, Brassicales, Brassicaceae. The record is from RefSeq and is a predicted model, not a curated record.
AUGGCAGCAAUGGCACCACCAGUGAUUCUUAUUCAAGAUGCUGAGGGUACUCUCAGAGAUGGAGAUGGCCAUUCGCCGUUGGCGUUGAAUGCUGAAGCAGAUGAUGAGAACCGUACACUUGGAGAAUACAACAGGCCUGCACUGUUCUAUUCAAACUGCUCUGCUAUACGUCCUCCUGCAUUUCAGAGGAACAACUUUGAGUUGAAGCCUGGGUACGACACUCUUGUAGGACAACACCCGUUCCAUAGCCAUACUCAUGAGCAUCCAAUGGACCAUAUUGAGAAGUUUGAAGACUUGCUCAAGGAGUUGAAGCCUGCAUCUUUUACGUGCUGGAAAGAUGUAAAGGUUGAGUUCUUGAACAACUUUUAUGAUGAUGCGAGGUCCAAGGAGCUGCAAAAAAAGAUUUCUACCUUUUCUCAAGGGAUCUCAGAGGCUUUCAAGGCUGCUUGGGUGCGUUUUAAGGGGUAUCAGAGAGAUUGUCCACACCAUGGUUAUGACAAAUUUCAGCUGUUGGGAAUCUUUUAUAGAGGAUUGGAUUGGAGAUAUCAGAUGGCUUUAGAUGCUGCAAGUAAUGGUAACUACAAUACAAGGUCUCCAGCUCAAGCCACCAAACUGAUAGAGAAUUUAGCUACCAGCAACAGCACUAAAGUUGCUGAUUUUGAGAGGAAGAAGCUAGCUCAAAACAUGGAUGGUGUUCAACUUGCUGAAGUUAAGGCAAAGCUUGAUUCUGUGCAUAACCUUCUUGUUUCCAAGAAGACUGUUAAGUUUGCAGCUGAGGUUGAGGAAGUUGAACCAGGUGCGGAUGAAGAAGAAGGCGUGAACUACGUCAGUGGAGCUGGAUAUUUGGGUCAGAAGUUUGGUAACACACAUGGUAACCGUUACGACAAUGGGUAUGGUCAGAAAGGCAACAACAGUUUCGUUAGAACCUAUGGAAAUUCUUCAUACCAAUCGCCUCCUCCUCCAUCUGCAGAUACUGAAAUGAAAUCCAUGCUAGAACAGAUUCUAGUGGUUCAGCAGAACAUAACAGUGGAUUUCAACGGGAAGAUGGAUGCAUUAUAUACUUAUCUAAAUGGCAAGAUAGAAGCUUUAAGCACAUUUACCAACAAGUUGGACGUUAAGGUUGCACAGACUACUAGAACUGUAAAGAAACGAGAAGGAUGCAAUGCCAUUUUGAUUAGGGAUGGAGAUGAUGUUUGGGAGGAGGAAACAAGUGAAGAUGAUGAAACCGUACUUGCACAGCAGGUGUCGCUCGACACCAUCUCAGGGUGUUGA